UCACACCCACACACCAACAAUUCAUCACACAGACACACUCGGGGAAGACGAGAAACAGAAUUUUGUUUAGCACACUCAAAAUGACGCAAGUUGUGUGCGGUGUGCUGAGACGGGCUGGCGGCGGGUCCAGCGAUAUCAUCUAGCGCUAGCACAGUCAGUAACCAAAUUAAUGGCGGCUCGUGCGGAAUAAGCGCAUCCGAAAAGCCAGCAAUAGAUAAAGAGAAUGGGCCCAACCCCCCAACUUUCCGUUCCACACACAUGCACUGCUACGUUUCCACUCUACAUCUAACACUCUCUUCAUCCUAAUAGCUACCAUUACAUACUCCCGUUCUCUUCGUCUGUGCUCUACGUCCAUUGCUCAGUAAAAUCCCACUUAAGUUUGGAAUGUUGUAAUCAAGUUUGAAUUUCAACUGGACUAAAGAAAAAGCUGGUUUAAUGCAUUCGUUGCAAUUCUUGGAUUGAGGAUUUGUAGUGUUUCUGUGACAGAGCAUAGUUAUUGGGAAACCUAAUGCACCACUCUUUGGCAAUUUGGAGAUCUGGGUUGGUCUUGUUCUGGCGUUCAAGUGAUGGGUUGUGUUUAUUCCAAGACAUGUAUUGGUGAGUUAUGUGCUCCCCGAAAUGUUAAAGUGAACGAAAGUGGAGAUGCCAAAACAGCUACAAGUGAGAUUGCAGUCUUCUCACCUGCCAAGUCUGACAGCGAGGAAGGGGAAAAUGGAGAUCAAUUGUAUCAAUUGAGUUCUAUUACUGAUCCUGAAGUGGGUAUUAAUAGAUUGUCUAGGGUGUCAGCUCAGUUUUUACCUCCUGAUGGCUCGAAGGUUGUGAAAGUUCCAUCAGAGAGUUAUGAAUUACGGUACUCUUUUCUAUCUCAGAGAGGUUACUACCCUGAUGCCCUUGAUAAGGCCAACCAAGAUAGUUUCUGCAUUCACACUCCAUUUGGAACAAGUCUGGACGAUCAUUUCUUUGGGGUUUUUGAUGGCCAUGGUGAAUUUGGAGCUCAAUGCUCGCAGUUUGUGAAACAGAAGUUAUGUGAGAAUUUGUUGCGACAUAAUCGGUUUCACAUAGAUGCAGUUGAAGCAUGUCAUGUUGCUUUCUUGACAACAAAUGCGCAAUUGCAUGCUGAUGAGCUAGAUGAUAGCAUGAGCGGAACAACUGCAAUUACAGUGCUGGUUCGGGGUAGGACACUUUAUGUUGCCAAUUCAGGAGAUUCUAGGGCUGUUUUAGCUGAGAAAAGAGGGCAGGAUAUUGUAGCUGUUGACCUGUCAAUUGAUCAAACACCUUUUCGGCCUGAUGAACUUGAACGGGUGAAGCUCUGUGGAGCAAGAGUUCUCACAUUGGAUCAAAUUGAAGGGCUAAAGAAUCCAGAUGUGCAAUGCUGGGGCACUGAAGAAAGCGAUGAUGGUGAUCCGCCGAGACUGUGGGUGCAAAAUGGUAUGUAUCCUGGUACAGCUUUCACAAGAAGCAUUGGCGAUUCUAUUGCUGAGUCUAUAGGGGUUGUUGCAAACCCGGAAAUUGUUGUUCUGGAGCUGACGCAGAAUCAUCCUUUCUUUGUGAUUGCAAGUGAUGGUGUCUUUGAGUUUCUUUCCAGCCAAACUGUGGUGGACAUGGUUGCAAGAUAUAAGGACCCACGUGAUGCUUGUGCUGCAAUUGUUGCUGAAUCAUACCGUCUCUGGCUACAAUAUGAAACUCGUACUGAUGACAUUACUGUGAUAGUUGUGCAUCUAAAUGGGUUAAAUGAUGCUGCAUUUGGUCAGUCAGAAAAUUUUGAUGCAGUUUUAAGACCCCCUUUACCCCAAGUGAUUGAAGUAUCAGGAUCAGAGUCUCCAUCUAUUCCAAACUGGAGAUCUAGACAUAAUCGUGCAAGGAAUGAUUUAUCUCGUGCACGACUCCGUGCAAUUGAAAGUUCUCUUGAGAAUGGGCAAGCUUGGGUUCCUUCAUCUCCAGCCAAUAGAAAGACAUGGGAAGAAGAAGCUCAAAUUGAACGGGCCUUGCGCGAUCAUUUUCUUUUCAGAAAGCUUACUGAUUCUCAGUGUCAUGUUUUGUUGGACUGCAUGCAAAGAGUUGAGGUCCAAGCAGGAGACAUAGUAGUAAAACAGGGUGGAGAAGGUGACUGUUUUUAUGUUGUUGGGAACGGGGAGUUCGAGGUCUUGGCAACUCAGGAAGAAAAAGAUGGAGAAGUGCCCAGGGUACUACAACGAUAUACUGCUGAAAAGUUAUCUUCCUUUGGCGAGUUAGCACUGAUGUAUAACAAGCCACUCCAAGCUUCUGUUCGAGCUGUGACCAAUGGAACUCUCUGGGAACUUAAAAGAGAAGAUUUUAGAGGAAUUCUCAUGUCUGAGUUUUCUAAUUUAUCCUCAUUGAAGUUACUUCGAUCAGUUGAUCUUCUUUCAAGGUUGACAAUCUUACAACUGAGUCAUAUUGCAGAUUCGCUAUCAGAAGUGUCUUUCAUUGAUGGACAGAAAAUAAUUGAUAAGAAUGAGAACCUCCAGGGUUUGUACGUCAUACAGAAGGGAGUCGUAAAAAUUACCUGUGACUUAGAUUCUAUUAAAAAUGUUAAUGCAUCAAGUCUCAUGUCUGAAGUUGAGAAGCAGGAUGAUAAUAUGUCUAGCAAGAGCUUUUCAGUGGAAAAGACUAAGGGUGGCUAUUUUGGAGAAUGGACACUUCUUGGUGAGCGUAUCUCUUCCUUUAGUGCCAUUGCUGUGGGCGAUGUGAUCUGCUCCGUCCUAACAAAGGAGAAGCUUGAUUCAGUUGUAGGCCCUCUGGCAAAGCUUGCACAAGAUGACCAUAAGUCAAAGAACUGUCCUACCAGCUUACCCACAGAAUCUAUAGAAGAUUUUGAUGCUUCAACUAUUAAGAAGAUUCAGCUUACUGAUUUGGAGUGGAGAACUUGUUUGUAUUCCACUGACUGCAGUGAGAUUAUCCUUGUACGUCUUAUAGAUUCAGAAACUUUGCUUAGUCUAAAGAGAUUUUCAAAGCAGAAGGUUAAAAGACUUGGGAAAGAAUCAUUAGUACUGAAGGAGAAGAACCUGUUUAAGUCCAUAAGCCACUCUGCUUUUGUGCCACGAGUUAUAUGUACUUGUGCUGAUCAAUCAUAUGCUGGCUUACUUCUGGACACACGUAUUGCUUGCUCUAUGACAUCAGUAAUUCAUAGUGCACUGGAUGAAGCAUCUGCACAAUUUUGUGCUGCCUGCAUUGUUAUUGCCUUAGAAGGUUUGCACAAGAGUGGCAUUCUUUAUCGAGGUGUGUCCCCUGAUGUUCUAGUGUUUGAUCGGACAGGAUAUAUACAGCUAGUCGACUUCAGAUUUGGGAAGAAAUUAUCCGGUGAUUGUUCUGAGAGAACAUACACUAUAUGCGGUACAACUGAUUCAUUGGCUCCUGAAAUCAUCCAAGGAAAAGGCCAUGGCUUCCCUGCUGACUGGUGGGCUUUGGGAGCUUUGAUCUAUUUCAUGCUACAAGCUGAAAUGCCUUUCGGAUCUUGGAGAGAAAGUGAGCUCACUUUCGCUAGAAUAGUGAAAGGUCAGCUAACUCUCCCACAACAUUUUAGCAUUGAAGCUGUUGAUCUCAUUACCAAGUUGCUUGAAGUAGAUGAAAGUGCUAGACUUGGAAGCCAAGGCAUAGACUCCGUUAAAGCCCAUCCGUGGUUUGAUGGUAUUGAUUGGAAAGGAUUAGCAGAACGUGCGGUUCCUGUCCCUCAUGAUAUUAUCUCGCGCAUAAAAGUACACAUGGAUAGCCAUUCGGCGGAUAUAGUAACUUCAACACAUUCCCCAGUUCGGGAUAUUGAAGAACUUAACACCCCAGAAUGGCUUGAGGAUUGGUAG
Sesamum indicum (sesame) is the source of this 3815-nucleotide messenger RNA. Its product is annotated as protein phosphatase 2C and cyclic nucleotide-binding/kinase domain-containing protein. Gene Ontology annotation, molecular function: ATP binding; cAMP-dependent protein kinase activity; cation binding. Gene Ontology annotation, biological process: protein phosphorylation. The record is from RefSeq and is a predicted model, not a curated record. Gene Ontology annotation, cellular component: cAMP-dependent protein kinase complex. NCBI's taxonomy places the organism in Eukaryota, Viridiplantae, Streptophyta, Magnoliopsida, Lamiales, Pedaliaceae.